GCAUUUCAUUUAAUUUUUGCUUUUGGAUUGGAACAAUAUCUUUUCCAAAAGACCACAGCUGUUAAGCCUCCAAAUCCUGUGGCAGAAAAGCUUGGAAUGGAAUGGUUUUGCUUGUGUUCAGCUUCAUGUAAUGACACCUGCCUUUCUCUCUGCUUGAGCUCUCUGCUUUGAACUGCAGGUUCCCUGGUGGGAAUCAUAACAUCCGUAUAUAUACUUACUGGUGCUUAAAUGAAAGCAUAUGCAGUGGCUGUUUUAUUUGUAAAUUAGGUUGUUGUCUUUUCAGUGUAUCUUUAUUAGAAGUGCCUGCUAUCAUUCAGACAUGCUCAUCCCAGGACCUCGGCAUCCAGAAUGCGGUGCUACUUUUUCUCAAGCCUUUGUUUAUGCCAAAUUAUUUAAAGCAAAAAUAAUAAAAAGGGAGAAUCUCUUUUUAGAUUUAGCCUUUGUUGAAAAGUGCUGCCAGAAAUCCUGCAUUUUAUCUGAGCUGGCUUUGUGUAAUGGCUUCUCAGUGGUAUUAUCGUGGCGGCAGGGAAGCAGAUGUGAUCAAGUGCAAGUGACAUUUGUGUUAAGUUACCCUGUACAUACCCAAAGACUUUAGAGCUGGAUAACUUCUGGGCUGUAAGGUCAGUAUCCCCCUCCCCAGAUUAGUGAUCUGCAUGGAAUUUUUCUGCUUAAUCUCCAUGGAGGCUGGUCUAAAGAGUACGUUGUGAGGGUGUUUCAUUCUCUGCCGCUGAAGAUGCAGAGUGGAUGUUCUGCAGUUGUUGGCAUUUUCCCUGUGGAGAGGUGAGUUAUGAGGAUUGCUUCACUUGAAUGCCCCUUAGGGCAGGUAAACCCUGUUGAUAUGUCUGUGUGGUAGGGUGAGCCAGAAAAAGAUUGUGAUGUUUCUUGACUUUUGUGGAUGGACAAAAAGUGAGAGUCUCACAAAUAAACAAAGACUGUUCUGCCUCUGAGCUUGUCAGGCUUUUGAGCUGAAUAAAUAAGUGCUGUUUUGCAUUAAGUAGAGCAGAUGUUGCUGCAUGAGGACACAAUUCUCUAUCUUGAGGAAGGUGGGCUUGAGUUUAUCUUGGUGAACUAAGCAAAUUCAGGUUGUGUGGCCUCAUCCUGCAUCCUUAAGACGCCAUCGUUACGCAUGCUGAAUUAUUUAUACUCUUCAUUUUCUAGGAAUGCUAAGUUUGUAGGUGAAAUCCAGAAAAAGCAAAGAGACUGUGUUGCUGAAGGUGGUAUCUGCCUUACGGUCUUUCUUGCUGGGGUGGCUGAGUGUAGCGGUAGGAGCUGUAUUUGGUAGGUGUUGCUAUGAAUUGUGAAAAAUACUAUGCCAUGUUGUGGUGGUUUGUGUCGGUGCUAUGUCUGGAGAAUAUAAAGGCACUUCAGAGUGAGCAUUUAAAGGGAUAUUGCUUUGUUAAGACAAAAUGCUAGCACUCUGUGACCUCAAAACGGGGAACACGUCAUCCACGGAGUAAAACAAAAGAGAUGUGCUCCCAUGUGUAGUAAAAUGAGGAACAACUCUACAAUUGCUUCCUGCUCCAAAUAUGGCACUGAAAAAGCAGUAAUAACUUACGAGGCUUGAAACUGCUAAUGAGUUUGACCUGCUUACGUUAAAUUUUAAAUUCUUGCUCUAGAUUCUUUUCUAGAGGAGUCCCUCUCCUUUCUCUGAUGGAGACUAAUUUUUCAGGGGCUAAAGUCUGCUGCUGUUCCGUUUCUACAUGUGUUCAUGCAAGUGUGGGAGCCCGAAACACAGCAGCGUUAGUGCUGAAACCAAGCAGAGGUAUUCAUAAUCUCGAAGGUGAAAAGCACACUCGGGAUAACAAAUGUAUUUGUCUCUUUAAUAAGUUUUUAGGAAUUCUUUUCCUCUGUCUUUUCCCUCCCCCAGGCAGAAGGGAAUUCAGGAAGAUGGGAUUACCGUGUGAUAAAGCUUACUGUGUGAUAAAGCUGACCCGUUGUACUGCCUUUCAGCAUUUUCUUUAUCUCAUUUUCAGGGAAGGAACUCCCUCCUCCUUUACUUAAGUCUGUCCCUAUCCUUGCUCUUUUGAUGGGUUUAUACAGGAUUUCCUGCUGAGUCAAUAGAGGAGGAAUGCAGGGAGAUGGCAGUCUGGCUUCCACCGCCCUCCUUUCCGCAGGGAGCCCUGUCUGUGCUUCAGCCAGAGGAUGCUGCGGCUCGGCGGCGGAGGCCGAAGUCGGCACUGCCUUUUGACUUAUAUGCAUGUUCACAGAGGGAGCUCCGAGGGCUGCGGCCCCCAGGAUCCCAGCCCGCUGCUGGAACGGCUCCGCGGCCCCGGAGGCGCUGGGGACAGCUCGGGAUGUCCUUCCUCUGUAACCGCUAGCCCUCAGAGCCCUCCACCCAGUCCCUCCAUGUCUGUAGCCAGCAAGCAUUUCUCUCAUCAUGAGUUCUGAAUUAAACGUUCCGGUGGAUCCUUCCACUCCUGCUUGCUGCUCUGAACCUGGCACAAAAGGCAUGGAUUAUCGGGACUGGGUGCGGCGCAGCUAUCUGGAGCUGGUCACGUCAAACCACCACUCUGUUCAAGCCCUUUCAUGGAGAAAACUGUACCUGAGCCGAGCCAAACUGAAAGCUUCCAGCAGAACGUCUGCUCUGCUCUCUGGAUUUGCAAUGGUUGCCAUGGUGGAGGUGCAGCUGGAGGUGCAGUACAAGUACCCCCAGAUGCUGCUGAUUGCUUUCAGUGCCUGCACAACAGUGCUGGUUGCAGUUCAUCUCUUUGCCCUUCUCAUCAGCACCUGCAUCCUGCCUAACGUGGAAGCAGUGAGCAACAUCCACAACCUGAACUCCAUCAGCGAGUCCCCACAUGAGCGCAUGCAUCCCUACAUUGAGCUGGCGUGGGGCUUCUCCACUGUCUUGGGGAUCCUCCUUUUCCUUGCAGAAGUCGUGCUUCUGUGCUGGAUAAAAUUCCUGCCUGUGGGCUCCAUCCUGAAAAAUGAGACCACCAACGUCGAGAAGCCCAGCGGCCACGCGGGUUGGCAGUCAGCACUGGUCUCCACCAUCAUCAUGGUCCCAGUGGGUCUGAUUUUUGUUGUCUUCACCAUUCACUUCUACCGCUCUUUGGUGCGGCACAAAACGGAGCGCCACAACCGGGAGAUCGAAGAGCUUCACAAACUGAAAGUGCAGUUAGACGGGCAUGACAGAGGCAUGCAGGUAGUGUGACAGAGAGGCAGAGGUUGCUUCCAGCAAAUCCGCUCAGCUAAGGCUAAGAGCAAAAUACCUGUUUUGCUAGUUGGUGAGACGCACCAGCCAUGGAUUGUCUUGAGGCUUAACUAUGUAAAUGCUAAUUGCCUGCCAUAUAUAGCUGUGGGUUCUAGUGCUGUUUCAGAUACUGGAGUCUCUGGCCUGUUUCUGGUCCUACACACUUGCAUACUUAAGUUGACACUGCCGUGGAGUUAAAGAUCAAAACUUUAUCUACCUUAACAUUGAUUCAGGUAGCCAAAUAUCUGUAUUUUUUUACAAAUGCAAUAUUCUGUUACCAAAAGUAAAACUGCAUCAGCUGUCCAAAAAGCCUGUGUGUGUAGGACCUGUCUUAUGUGUCAGAACUCCCUGGCUGUCAGUGCAGCAGCAGUUAACUGGCAGCUCAUUUCUAGAGCCGAGCUGGUUAAUGUGGUAUCUGCAGCUGACUUGAGGAUAUCCAGGAAAGCACAAUAGAAACCGUGAGCAGUGAUCACCUCUGUUCCAAAGCAAGUAUUCCAUAAAUACAUAACCUGAAAGAAAUCAGCCUUAGCUUUUGUGUUCUUUUCUUGCUAUUCCUAACUAUAUUUUUACAGCUGGGGAGAUGGAAUUUUGAAUUGCAGGAGGAUGGGAAGUUUUGUCAUACUUUCUUCAGCAGCAUCUGUCACUUUAUAUGGAACGAAUGCCAAGAUCACGUGGUUUUUCCCAGUAAGAGGCAAGAGUGCCCAGGGAAGGCUUACAGGUGUCUUAGUUUUAACAAGGACAUUCUUAAAUCAGAACAGUGACAGGGAAGUUAAUGAGACAAAACUUUGAAGGGCUAGAAAAGCAAGUUUCAAGGAGGUAAGAAGUGACAGCAUAUAGCAUAUUGUAGAAAUCUGUCACUAUGUUGCCUUCAUUUAUGUAUUGUUGCGAUGAUUUUUUUGCCUGGUUUGCCAGAGAGAACAAGCCCCAGUCCUAUGUAUUUCAUCAGUAGUUUGUUUUGGUUUUGGCUUUUUUUUGUCAGCUGUAGCAUUUGUCUGUCAAAAAUGAAUGCUUCCUUCUCCCUCCACCAAAGCAGGCAACUCCUCUGAUGGAACCUGGAGCUGUACUGGCGAGUCUGUUGGAGCUGGAUCCAGCGGGAGAGCUCUGUACCGUUAAAGAGCUAUCACAUUUCA
Messenger RNA from Falco peregrinus (peregrine falcon), 4320 nucleotides. It is a transcript of the gene ORAI2, whose product is annotated as ORAI calcium release-activated calcium modulator 2. The record is from RefSeq and is a predicted model, not a curated record. Gene Ontology annotation, cellular component: membrane. Bases 2378 to 3151 code for a protein of 257 amino acids. The transcript is spliced from 5 exons. Gene Ontology annotation, biological process: store-operated calcium entry. NCBI's taxonomy places the organism in Eukaryota, Metazoa, Chordata, Aves, Falconiformes, Falconidae. Gene Ontology annotation, molecular function: store-operated calcium channel activity.